UCCGCCACCAUGGCCUCCUCGCCGGGCCCUUCCCCCCUCGCCGCCCUCCUGCUCUGCGCCCUCUUCACCGCCUCCGCCGCGUCCCGCUUCGCCCCGGCGGACAACCACCUCAUCGCCUGCGGCGCCACGGCCCCGGCCCUCCUCCCAGACGGCCGCCGCUUCAUCCCGGACUCCGGCUGCGCAUCCACGCGCCUCCGCUCCCAAUCCCCCACCCUCCCCGCCACCGCCCCCAACCCACCCUCGCCGCCGCCGUCCCCUCUCCACGCCGCGGCGCGCGUCUUCUCCUGCCACGCCUCCUACGACCUGGCCAUCCGCCGCCGCGGGCACCACGUCCUGCGCCUCCACUUCUACCCCCUCGACUCAACCCUCGCCUCCGCCCGCUUCCACGUCGGCGCGGGGGACUUCCUCCUCCUCCACAACUUCACCGCCUCGUCCCCCACCAUCAAGGAGUUCCUGCUCCCCGUCCACACCGACGUCCUCGCCCUCACCUUCGUCCCCGACGCCGGAUCCGCCGCCUUCGUCAACGCCAUCGAGCUCUUCUCUGCGCCCGAGGAGCUCGUCGGCGACAUCGGCACCCUCGUCGCCGCCAACGCCACCAACCAAACCACCGGCCUCUCGUCCCACGUCCUCGAGACGCUCUACCGGGUCACCGUGGCCGGGCACAAGGUCACGCCCUUCAACGACACGCUCUGGAGGACAUGGGUCAACGACGAGGGCUUCCUCGUCCACAACGAAUCAUCCGGUACCAAGCCAUGGUCAUUCGGUGGCCGGAUUGCCUACCCCAAGGAUAGCAGGCAGAUGACCCGGGAGGUGGCUCCCGACAACGUCUACAGCUCCGCGAGGUCCGUGGAUUCAGAGGGCAGUGUGACAUGGGGCUUCCCGGUGCCUGCCGGAAACCGGUACCUAGUGCGCAUGCACUUCUGCGACAUCGUGAGCAAGGCGAUGUACCAGCUCUACUUCAACAUCUAUGUCAACGGUCGUCUCGCCGUGAAGGAUUUCGACAUUUCCGGCACCACCGGGUACUUGGCCUAUCCGUAUUACAUCGACUUUGUUGUGGACGUUGAGGAUGAAGGGAUGCUGAAGCUGGCCAUUGCUGGCUCGAAGAUGAGCCGGCCUGGAGAAGCGAGUGGGUUACUGAAUGCGGUCGAGAUAAUGAGGAUGAACAAAACGGGCGGCGGCAUGGACGGGGAUUUCCCAGUCAUCCUGGACAUGGACUAUCUGCUCAGUAAGGGGAUUGGGGAAUUUGCUCGCUCGCUGCUAUGUGGUUUGGUCUUCGCGGGGCUGUUCUUGGCUUUGGUCACGCUGGUGCUGAGGUUGAGGACUGAGCUGAAAAAUAACGGCACGCUUUGGUCUCGCCAGUCAGUUGAUUCUGGUGAUGGCAAGUUGGCUAGAGCAUAUCAGCUUGUGCCCACCAAGACAGACUAUUGAGCAGCGUGAGGUUUCGAGGAGCUUCAGACCGCCGCAGUUAUGCGAAGCUAAUGACUUAAUGUUGUGCUUUGGUUGUAAGUAUUGUAGUUUACUAGUUUUACACUUCUACUCCUUUCAUGGUUGAAGUCUCAAUUGUUUGAGCUUGGCCAAUGCAGAACACGGUAAUUGUGUGUACUUUAGAUGUGCUUGUAUUACUACUCCUUUGCUAUUAUCUAUCCAAUGGCAAUAAUUGUCAUAUGCUGGAAUACCUGUCUGUGACUUAACCCAUGGUAGUGUAGUACUAUAAUAUCAAUAUGCUCUUAGCAGAA
Molecule: messenger RNA, 1736 nt
Organism: Lolium rigidum
Lineage: Eukaryota; Viridiplantae; Streptophyta; Magnoliopsida; Poales; Poaceae
Product: probable receptor-like protein kinase At5g24010
Exons: 1
Coding region: 10-1428 (472 amino acids)
Molecular function (GO): protein kinase activity
Source: RefSeq, a predicted model, not a curated record